Schistocerca piceifrons (Central American locust) is the source of this 1392-nucleotide messenger RNA. Its product is annotated as cytochrome P450 6k1-like. The transcript is spliced from 7 exons. Bases 1 to 1392 code for a protein of 463 amino acids. Gene Ontology annotation, molecular function: iron ion binding; oxidoreductase activity, acting on paired donors, with incorporation or reduction of molecular oxygen; heme binding. The record is from RefSeq and is a predicted model, not a curated record. NCBI's taxonomy places the organism in Eukaryota, Metazoa, Arthropoda, Insecta, Orthoptera, Acrididae.
AUGUCGUCUCUUCCAGUUGUUGUUGUCAUGUACACCCGUAAGAAAACAGAAAAAUGUGCAAAGCCUAAACUUGCGAAAAGUGGUUCUGCACAGCUUUGUCUUGCCAUAGAUGAGCGCUUCCUUGGGUUUUACGCACUCUACGCACCAGCCUUCCUGGUGUUCGACCCGGAUCUGAUUCGCGACGUUCUGGUCAAGGACUUCGACGCCUUCCAGGACAGGUGCAUACCGUUCGAUGACAGCGAACCGCUCAACCAACACCUGCUGUUUCUCAACGGCAGCAAGUGGAAGAGGCUGCGCUCCAAGCUGACCCCGGCGUUCACCUCGGGGAAGUUAAAAAUGAUGUUCGAGACGAUAGACAGAUGCGGCCGUGAGAUGGUGGAAGUCCUGGAUGAUGCAGCGAGGAGCGAGAAAGUUGUAGAGAUUCGCGACGUUUCGGCUAGGUUCACGAUAGAUGUCAUCGGGAGCGUCGCCUUUGGCGUCAAGUGCAACUGCCAGCGCGAUCCGGACGCUGAGUUUCGGGUGUGGGGCCGCAAACUGUUCGAGUUCUACACAUCGGACAGGGUGGAACAGCUGUUACUUGCUGUCCAUCCACCUACUGCGAAACUCUUCAGGGCGAUUGUAGGCAGAAAGGAAGUUCUCAAGUACUUCGAGGAUAUGGUGAGGGAUACAGUGAACUACCGGGAGAGUAACAACGUGGAGCGCAAUGACUUCAUGCACAUGCUGAUACAGCUCAAGAACAGAGGCUUCAUGGAUGACGAGAACGAGUUGGCAUCUCAGGCCGUGCUAUUCUUCUCGGCGGGCUUCGAGACGUCGUCGACGACGAUGAGCUACGCGCUGUACGAGCUGGCCCUCAACCCGGAGGUGCAGCGGCGGCUCCACCAGGAGGUGGACGAAACCCUGCAGAGGACGGGCGGCCGCUUCACGUACGACGCCGUCAUGGGGAUGCCCUACCUCGACAAGGUCAUCUCAGAAACCUUGAGGAAGUAUCCGCCGGUGGCGUUCCUCCCAAGGAAGACCACCCGCCCGUACCAGAUCCCGGGUAGCAAGGUGGUGAUUGACAACGACAUGGCGGUCAUCGUUCCCAACUACGCACUGCACCACGACCCCAGGUACUUCCCUGACCCGGAGCGUUUUGACCCCGAGCGCUUCUCAGAGGAGGAGAAGACCAAGAGGCACCCGUACGUGUACCUGCCGUUCGGUGAGGGGCCACGCAAUUGCGUAGGCAUGAGACUGGGCCUCCUGCAGUCUAAAAUCGGCCUCGCUCAUCUGAUGUCAAAGAUUGAAUUCCAGAAAUGCGAUGAGACUAAAAUUCCAAUCGAAUUCGAUCCACUAACCAUAGUGUUCAUGCCCGCAACUGGGAUUCACCUUCGAGCGAAGAAGAGAUCUGUGUGA